Aspergillus uvarum CBS 121591 is the source of this 576-nucleotide messenger RNA. RefSeq lists its product as uncharacterized. The transcript is spliced from 2 exons. The record is from RefSeq and is a predicted model, not a curated record. The annotation marks the transcript as partial. NCBI's taxonomy places the organism in Eukaryota, Fungi, Ascomycota, Eurotiomycetes, Eurotiales, Aspergillaceae.
AAGAAGACAGACGGCGUCGAGGAGAUAUCCAUCGAGAAUGCGCCCCCAGAGGCAGCAGGGAGCAAUACGUACACCGCGCACUGCCCCUCUCCCCAGGAGAUUCUCGCCCCGAUCCGCGUGGAUCGCGAGCUGAAUCUCUUCCGGGCUACGGUCACGCCCCUGCGCCUGAUCGUGCGGCCCGCGGUGGUCUGGGUGAUCUUCCUCUACGGGUGCGCCCUCAGCCCGCAGAUCACCCUCAUUUUCACCAUGUCUACCCUCCUCCAAGCGCCGCCAUACCUCUUCUCCGCCGUCUCCAUCGGCCUAAUGCAGCCCGCAGCGCUGGUCGGCUUCGGGCUGGUCUCCUUCGGGUCCGUGUUCACGCCCAACUUCGCCCUGGCCUACCUGACGCACCAGCACCAGCGCGAGGCGGCGCAAUGUCUGGUUCUGGUGAACGUGGUCAAGAACCUCGUCGCGUUUCUGUUUCUGUACGAGGCCGUGGUCUGGGUGCAGGGCCGGGGCUACCUGGAGGUGUAUCUGGUCAUGCGUGCCCUCGGCGUGGUCACGGUCGCGGGCGCGCUGCCGCUUUAUCUUUAUGAG